CUCAGGAUCCAAAAAUCUUCAAAAAACCUUCGCCGUCGUCUCAUUUUCUCCGGCGGCAGGCACUCCCUGAUCACAAUUCCUUCUCAGGAUCGGAAUUCUCUGGGUUUAGUGCAGUGUAAUCAGCGAUGGGGAAGGGAGGUGGCUGCGUUCCGAGCAAGAAGAAGAACAUAGUCCUUGACGGUGCUUCCAACCGUGGCAGCGCCACCGACGCGCCGAUCGCUAUCGAAGAUCAAGUGACCUCCGAGACUCCCGCAACGGAGAAUUUCACAGUUGCUAAUUUGAAAUUAUUCAUUGUGUUUUACUCAAUGUACGGUCACGUUGAGAAAUUGGCAAAGAGGAUGAAGAAGGGAGUGGAUGGUGUGAAGGGGGUUGAGGCGGAGCUGUACCGGGUGCCGGAGACGCUGUCGGCGGAGGUGCUUGAGCAAAUGAAGGCGCCGCCAAAGGACCAGGAGAUUCCGGAGAUUGCGGCAGCGGAAUUGGCGAAGGCGGAUGGGGUUUUGUUUGGGUUCCCGACUAGGUAUGGGUGCAUGGCGGCGCAGAUGAAGACAUUUUUCGACUCCACGGGGCAGCUGUGGAAAGAGCAGACGCUCGCUGGGAAACCGGCCGGAUUCUUUGUUAGUACCGGUACUCAAGGAGGCGGCCAAGAAACAACAGCCUGGACAGCAAUAACCCAGUUGGCACACCAUGGGAUGCUUUUUGUUCCAAUUGGCUACACAUUUGGAGCUGGUAUGUUCAAGAUGGACUCAAUUCGAGGAGGUUCUCCUUAUGGUGCUGGUGUUUAUGCUGGUGAUGGCUCAAGGGAGCCAACUGAGACAGAGCUCUCACUAGCAGAGCAUCAGGGGAAGUAUAUGGCUGCUGUAGUCAAGAGGCUAGCCGAGGCUUGACAUUUCUAUCCUAAAAUUUUAUCAUUCACAUUUGUCCUUGUCCCGUUAUCUGCACGUUAGUUGUAACAUGUGCUUGGUCCUGUAACUAGUCUUCUACCUUUCCUUUCUCCAGCGUGAAGAAUACCACCCUUAGUUCUGUGUCAGUUUCAUUCUGUUCGGAAACAUGUACAUUUAACAUUCUUUCUUCAGUCCUAUCCUCCUGAAUAAGUUGUUAAUCCAUGGUAUUGUUUGCUUGUACUGCGUGAAUGUAAAAAAUUCCAUUGAAUUGUUUUAUAAACCACUAUUGAUACUGUGGGCUUUGCUUUGUUCUGAUUCUCUUGUUAUGUCUGUCCUAUCGAUCUUCAAUCAGUUGUAUGAAAUGGAAGAAAACGACAGCCAAUUU
Molecule: messenger RNA, 1266 nt
Organism: Rubroshorea leprosula
Lineage: Eukaryota; Viridiplantae; Streptophyta; Magnoliopsida; Malvales; Dipterocarpaceae
Source: the annotation of a GenBank genome assembly